Molecule: messenger RNA, 915 nt
Organism: Mollisia scopiformis
Lineage: Eukaryota; Fungi; Ascomycota; Leotiomycetes; Helotiales; Mollisiaceae
Product: glutathione S-transferase
Exons: 2
Coding region: 171-827 (218 amino acids)
Biological process (GO): L-phenylalanine catabolic process; glutathione metabolic process
Molecular function (GO): glutathione transferase activity; maleylacetoacetate isomerase activity
Source: RefSeq, a predicted model, not a curated record
CAAAGUGUAAAAAUGGCGUUUCUAGACCAAGUUUUCAAAGCGUUGAACCAACCUCGAGCAUCGAGGCCCCCUUAUCUAUGAUUUGCAGGCUAAAAUGGAUUUCCGCGGGAUCAAGAGCAGCGCUUGAUAUAUCAAGUGUCAAGACAUCAACAGGGAUUUAGCCACUCAAGAUGCUCACCCUCAUAAGCGCCACCCCCUCGCCUUACGCGCGCAAAAACCGCAUCUUGAUGCUAGAAAAGGGCAUCCCCUUCCAGCUCCAAACCGAAAUUCCCUGGCACUCCACAACCGAAACGCCAAAAUACAAUCCACUGGAAAAACUCCCCAUUCUGAUCUUCGACGACGGAAGACCGCCCAUUUACGAAUCAUGGUACAUCCAAGAAUAUAUCGUUCAGAAGUACCGUGGUACAGGGCCAGAUCUCAUGCCGUCGUCUAUCGAUGACCAACUUCUCGUUCGACAGAUCCAAGUCUUAGCUGAUGGGGCUUGUGAUGCUAUGGGUCUCGUAUUCUUCGAGAAUGGACGAGGGGAGAUGAAGAGCCAUGAGUGGCAUGAUAGGCAAAUGCGAAAGGUCACGGGGGUGUUGAAAGCUUCGGAUGAGUUGGUGAAGAAGAGUGACGGAAAGUUCCUUGUUGGUGGCGAAUAUUCUGUUGCGGAUAUUGCUCUUGGUGCGAUGUUGGGCUUCAUGAAUAUGGUGGAGACGAACUUUGGGAUAAUCCAUUGGUUGGAGGAAUAUCCGGAGUUGAGGAAGUAUUGGGAGAUGUUGGAAGCCAAGGAGAGUUUCAAAGCGACGCAACCGGUUAUGUUUGAGCUGACUGAGAAGGUUGCGUGAGUUGAUUAAUGUUGUUGUAUUUACUGCUUGAGAGAGAUUGUGUAUUGUCGGUGAGGAUGUUUGUUCUUUUACUUUUUGAUCUUGCUCU